AGUUUUAGAGUGUUAGAAUGAACCAUACGUUGUUGUAGUGGCAGGGUCUAUGUCGGAGUAAGGGUUUGCUGUAGACAUAGCAUACCCCUUUCCACUGCCACUUUCACGCGUACCUAGACUUUAUAAGCUCUGAUAUCUGCGAUAAACUCUGUAUUAUAUACAUAUGCACAUAUAUGUUGCGUUGGUUAACAUUUCAUGAUAUUUGUAGACAGUGUUUGACUAGUGUGUAAACUCGACUAUUGCGUACUGGAUAUUCUAUUACGUAAUGAUAGUUUAUUUAUGCAUCCAAUUGCUAAUGAGUGGUAUAUAAUCGGUAUAGACGCUCAAUGUUACAAUUCAUUUUAUACAAAUCGUUAUAUGUGCAGUUUCACUCAUAGAAGCCUCGGGUAUCGCAAUCGAGUAUUAUACCAUCUUUGUAUUACACAAGUAAUCAUUUUAUGGAUAUAAUAUCGUCAUUUGAUGGUGGACCAUUUCCAGCGUUUAUCGCUUUGCACUUAUGAAGACAUCAGUACCAGGGAUUUAAUAGAUUCCAUAAUAAUAC
Molecule: messenger RNA, 541 nt
Organism: Babesia bovis T2Bo
Lineage: Eukaryota; Apicomplexa; Aconoidasida; Piroplasmida; Babesiidae
Exons: 1
Coding region: 280-447 (55 amino acids)
Source: RefSeq, a predicted model, not a curated record